Ictalurus punctatus (channel catfish) is the source of this 4346-nucleotide messenger RNA. RefSeq lists its product as uncharacterized. Gene Ontology annotation, cellular component: nucleus. Bases 244 to 1761 code for a protein of 505 amino acids. Gene Ontology annotation, biological process: base-excision repair. NCBI's taxonomy places the organism in Eukaryota, Metazoa, Chordata, Actinopteri, Siluriformes, Ictaluridae. The transcript has 2 exons. The record is from RefSeq and is a predicted model, not a curated record. Gene Ontology annotation, molecular function: DNA-(apurinic or apyrimidinic site) endonuclease activity; phosphoric diester hydrolase activity; double-stranded DNA 3'-5' DNA exonuclease activity.
GCAUGCAGCAAAUUGCUUUUACUUUCCUUCUUUCUUUUCCAUUGUGUUUGAAAUAAGGGCUAAAUUUAUUUUUCUUGCCAUAUAUUACAUAGCACAGUCACUUUUUUCUGUAAAUCUUAUGCACCAGCUGUUUACCAGACAGCUACAACACCUGUGAGUUCCUGUAAAUCAUCUGACUCAUGUGAUUCUUUUUCUAACUCACUUCUUCAUUUCUGCUGCCAGCUCAGUGCACAAGGUUCCCCAAUGCUGUCCCGAAUAUAUACAACCCUUCGUUUCGUCACUUGGAACAUUCGUGGGGUUAAAAGCACCCCGAAUUUACCAAAAAAGUUUGCAAAUGUGUUGAGCAACCUCAAUAACCUUCGGGCUGAUAUUGCCUUCAUACAAGAAACACAUAUUGGACCAAAGUGUUACAAAAUAUUGGAAGAUGAGACAGGAAAAGACUGGAAAAUCUUCUUCACUGUGCACAGCUCCCGCAGCAAAGGAGUUGCCAUACUGAUAAGAGACAAAGUACCAUUUGAGUACAUUUGCCAUGAUGAGGACUACAGUGGAGGUUACAUUGUGCUCUUCUGUCAUCUGUAUGGUGAACUGUACACUCUUGUUAAUGUGUACAAUCACAAGUCAGACAGAAAUGUCUUGGGUAGACUGAAAGAGUACUUGAUGGAAACAGCUGAGGGUGUGCUAGUGGUUGGAGGUGAUUUCAACACAGUUUUGCAUCCCAGAUUAGAUCGGAGACCUCCAUCUUCAAGGAAUUCACGAUUAAGAGAUAAAUUAGAAGACUUUACUGCAUCUCUGAAUCUCAGAGACAGCUGGUCAUUCUUACACUCAACUGAUGAUGGAUUUACACGAUAUCAGAAUGGGUGUUACUCCAGGUUAGACAUGUUUUUUAUGGCAGAGGACAAAAUAGAAAGGGGGUGUAAAAUUAAGAUACAGAGUGAUGAUAUUUCUGAUCAUGAUCCUGUUGUUCUAAAAGUCAGAGUCCAGAAGCAGUCCCAAAAUAAAAUUCCAAUUGUAGCGUCAAUGCUGAAAGAAUUUAGAUAUGAUCCUGACAGGAGACCAGGGAAGAUUAAUGGGGCAGAAAUACUGAGUGCCAUGAAGUCUUUGACUGACUCAGAAAAGCAACGAUCUAAUCAGUUGGAAAUAGAAUAUUACAAAAGGUUUCAAUGUCCAAUAACAGAAUUAUUAAAGAUAAAAUUCAAUCUCAUGGUAAAGAACAAACAUGUACCUGAAGCUUUCAAAGAAUCUCAUCUUUCAGGUGACAGACACAUCAGUGUGGACUAUUUAAUAUUCUCUCGACUUUUGGCCAAACGCCUCAGUGCUUUCAUUACCCCUUCUUUCAAGAGAAGAAAGAUACCAAAGGUGGACACCCUCCUCAUUAUGACCUUUGAGAUCUGCACCCAAAAAAUCAGGUGGUCCUUCCUGGAACAAAGUCUUCUUUGGAAUCUGAAACAAAUCCCCUCUGCACCACCACCAGACUUCAGCAUUCUGGACUGCUUUCUUCCUGAAGUCCAAGGUUCUUCUGGGGAACUCAGACUUUUGCAGCCUGGCUGUCCAUUCACCAACACUAUCCUCAAUAUGGCUCUGACACAGCUAGAAGAUCUCAUUCUCAAAACUGAGACCCAGUGCAGGACCUUUGUUUGUUAUCAAAGACAGGCUCUGUUCAUAGAUGUACAGUCAAGCCGACAUCAUAGAGUUGUUAAGAUAGCAGAGAAAUUUAACAAAUAUUCAGGGAUUAAUAUCAAAGUGUCUAUGGAAGGCCUUUGACUGUAAACAUUUCUAAGCACAACCAUUCUGACAAACUGUAGUCAUAAGUUCAAAUCAGAAACUACACAAAUGCCCAGGUACCAAACGUCCAUUUUGGGUAUUUAUGUUUAUGUUAUGUUGGUUGGGCCUGUGUUGGCAAGGUCGAUUUUAAGGUUUAUGUAUGCUGGUGGUCCAAUAUUGGCCCAGUGGACAAUAUCACAUUUACCCAAUCUUGGCCCAAGGUCAGUUUGCUAACUGGCUAUUGACUAUCUAAUGACUAAAUGAAAAAAUUGUAAUCCAAAUUAAAGAAGCAGAAACAAGAAAAUUAAAAACAAGAUAAACAAUGUUCACAGUUAUAUUGGUUCUCAUGCAAGAAAAAAAAAAAAAAGAAAAAGAAAAAUUGGUGAGUUGCUCAUUGGAGAAAUGUGAACCACUUCCUACUACAUAACAAUGCCAAAUGUGUACUACACCAACUGUUCAUUUCUAAGCAUUGUUAUACUUCCAGUGUUCCAUAUAGUGCUCUGACACAUAGAUUGUUUAAUUGUAUUGAGUUAAAUAUUUUGGUUUUCUCUCUCUCUCUCUCUCACUCACUGUCUCUCUCUCACUGUGCUUAUUGUCCUUUUCUCUCUUGGAUCUGUAAAAAUGUGAAAAAUUACCUUAUCUGAAAUAUGUGCAUUAUUAUUAUUAUUAUUAUUAUUAUUAUUAUUAUUAUUAUUAUUAUUAUUAUUGUUGUUGUUGUUGUUGUUGUUGUUGUUGUUGUUGUUAUUUUGUUGUACUUAUGUAUGAUAUUUCGAUUAUUACUUAUUACUGCUGAGCCCCUAUUGAACCCCCCAAUAUAUACAAACACUGUCCACCUGAAUAAAACACCUGUACACCUGCUCAUUUAUGCAGUUAUCCAAUCAGCCAGUAGUACCAGAUGGGCUGGUAGUGACAGUUCUGUGGGCGGAAAUGUCUUGUUGAUAAGUGAUGAUGAAGAAGAAAAUGGCCAGAUUGGUUCAAGUUGCCUGUAAGGAUAUAGUAACUCAAAUAAUCACUCUUUACAACCAUGAUGAGCAGAAAAGCAUCUCAGCAUGCACAACACAUCAAACUUAGUUGUGGAUCGGCUACAACAGCAGAAGACCACAUUGGGGUCCACACCUGUCAGCCAAGGACCGGAAUCUGAGGCUAUCCUGGGCAUAAGUUCACCCAAACUGGAAAGUUGAAAGAUUAGUCAAAUUGAGCUACUUAAAAAAAAUACUCUACAGCUGCCAGGAUCUUGUUUGAUAGCAAAUAAUUGGAUUUAAUUAAAUACAUUUCUGCAAACAAGGGGAAAAUUCAGUAAAAAUUAUAUAAUAUAUUAUAGGAAAUAAAGUGAGUAUAUUCGUAUGUAAAUUGUGUAAGUUCUUUGAGUAAAUCUGAAUGUGUCAGUGCAAUACUGGAUUAUUAACAGUAUGAAUUAUAAAGUGAGUCCCUGGUGGUCCAGCAGUUAAGGAUCCCGCACUCUCACUACCGCAGCCCGGGUUCGAUUCCCGUGCAGGGAAAACCCAGCCACUGGGGGUUGUACUUAGUGCCGGUCCCAAGCCCGGAUAAAAUAAGAAGGCAUCCAGCAUAAAACCUGUGCCAAAUCAAAUGUGCUGACCAAUGAUCUGCUGUGGGGACCCCUAACAGGAGCAGCUGAAAGAACAACAACAACAACAACAUAAAGUAUAAACUGAAUAAAGCCUUGUAUACACAAAUCCUCUUUGUGAUGUGAAAGUGCCACUGCAAUAUUGGAGUAUUAACCCCAGAGAAGAGUAAUGUAAUGUAUGGUGCAAACCAUGUAAAACAGUAGAUAUGAAACCAUGGGUGUGCAGCAAAGUAACUUUGAUCAACAGAGCACCCAAAGUUGUACAGUGGAAUAAUAUGAUAAGUAGCAUCAGUGACAUAAAUAGAAAUUAAGUGCAAAAAUGUAACAUACAAUAUGCCCAAUGAACAUAUUCUAAGAGUAGGCUCUAAUGCAUAAUAAUGUCCAGGAACAAUGAUGAAUUGUUGUACAAGGUGAUGGCUGUUCCUAUUCUAUUCUUUAUUACAGCUGAGCUGAAUUAGUCUUUAACUGAAGGUGCUCCACUGUUUGACCAAUAGGGUAUGGAGGGGAUGUGAUACAUCAUCCGGGAUAGAUAAUGGUUUUCUGAAUCUUCCCGCAAUCAUAUUAAAACCAGCCUUUCUUUAUCAGUUUGUUUUACCCUGCCUUGCUUCUCUGGCUUUAACUUGUACUUGAAGUCACUGGUGUACAGGGUGAAGAGGAAUGGGGAUAGCACAGUUCCCUGUGGUGUUCUGGUGCUGCUCAGUAACCACUCAGACAGGCAGCUCCACAGCCACACAAACUGAGGUCUGUCUGACAGAUACUAUAGUCGUCUUCUUCUCCUGCUUCUUCUUUUUCAGCAGUUUCUUCAGGUCUUUGGUGAUCCCAGGCUUGUUUUUAAGAAAACAGCCUACCCCUCUGACAGCAAUUAUAGUAUCAGUGCAAAAAUUAAUUUAACACAACAUCCUUCAAACAAUGUGGUAAUCAAAUCAGAUCACAUCGAACUACUAACUUAACUAAACUCGAGUCUCGGUGAGUUCACAGUCCCUCGGUUUACCAAGUACCG